Glycine soja is the source of this 525-nucleotide messenger RNA. Its product is annotated as late embryogenesis abundant protein 1-like. The record is from RefSeq and is a predicted model, not a curated record. Lineage: Eukaryota; Viridiplantae; Streptophyta; Magnoliopsida; Fabales; Fabaceae. The coding region runs from base 90 to 290 and encodes 66 amino acids. The transcript is spliced from 3 exons.
AAUGAAGAGUUACAUACUUACAUUUCACAUUAAGUAGUGCUUGCUAAACUGUCUUCUGCCUUUUCAAGACCAAAACAAGGAAACUAAAAAUGGAUCAAUCCCAGAAUGCGAGCCAUCAAGCUGGCCAAGCCAUGGGACAAGCUCGGGAGAAGGCAAGCAACAUGAUGAACAGUGCAGGCAAUGCUGCUCAAAAUGUCAAAGAAUCCUGCCAAGAGACUGGCCAGCAAAUGCAGCAAAAGGCACAAGGGGCUGCUGAUGCUGCCAAGAAUGCAGUUGGGGCUAACAAAUGAAUCUAGUUGACUGGAUAUCCCUCAAAGUGGCUAUUUAUGUCUUUCAAUUUUUGGUUUUUGGGCUUUAUUUAUGCAUUGAUAUGCUUUUGCUUUUGGCAUUUUUUCCCUUUUCAUCAGACGGAUUAAUGUGACUGGUUGUGUACCAGCCACUUGAGGGCCUUGUUUGUUACUAGUAGUAUAUGUUAUUGAAAAUCUAUUUUCACAUUAUCAAUAAAAAUUACACGUUUCCAUGAAA